Molecule: messenger RNA, 783 nt
Organism: Zophobas morio
Lineage: Eukaryota; Metazoa; Arthropoda; Insecta; Coleoptera; Tenebrionidae
Exons: 5
Coding region: 1-783 (260 amino acids)
Biological process (GO): sensory perception of smell; detection of chemical stimulus involved in sensory perception of smell
Cellular component (GO): plasma membrane
Molecular function (GO): odorant binding; olfactory receptor activity
Source: RefSeq, a predicted model, not a curated record
AUGUCUGAAAAUAAGUCAGUGUUUGUGAAAGUGGAAGCUUAUACUCUGUAUUUUACUCUACUAAUUUUGGCUACAAUACUCACAUUUGCAAACCUUUUCUUAGGCAAAAACGCUGACAACAUGCAAACGAAUUUGAUGAACCGAAACUUUAUUUGCCUGGAUUUUGCAGCAAGAGAUUCGAAAGAAAAAAAAGUUACUGAUGAAUGCAUUCUAAUUUGCCGGAGAAAUUCUACUGCUUACUUCUAUGGCGUAGUUACGGCCGAACUACUCUGGAAUUUACCUGUGGUGAUAACGACAGAGAAAAAGCUUGCCAUAUAUCCAUGGUUGCCAUAUGAUCCCAUGUCUACAAAUUUAGUUUACGGUGCUACGCUGCUAUACACAAUGAGUGUUACUUUAUAUACUGGAUUCGCUGCAACAAUGAUGGAUCCAUUAAUUGGGGGUUUAGCUUAUAAUGCCACUCCUCGAAUAAAAAUUUUGAAGUAUAAUUUACGGUAUCUAGGCAAACACAUACAGAAGGUCACAAAUAAACUAAAUGAGUACAGUACAAUAACAUAUAAAAUGGCUUACAAAGAUCUGAAGCAGUGUGUGAGACACCACAACCAGAUUUUAGAGAAGGUUUUACUUAUGAUAAUGGAGCGUUCAAAAAGAUCUAUGGUUUUUACUGCUGGUGCUAUUAUUGAUGUUACUCUUGUGACAUUCCUAUCGGUUCUGAAAACAAGUUACUCGUUAGUUACCGUUUUAAAUAAUUUAGACAUAUCUAGAAUGGAAAAAAUGUACGGAUAG